This is a messenger RNA of Symbiodinium necroappetens, 6414 nucleotides long. The record is from the annotation of a GenBank genome assembly. Lineage: Eukaryota; Dinophyceae; Suessiales; Symbiodiniaceae.
GUAGCAUACGGCUUGCCUGUGAGCUCUGCUCCGUCCUUGAAAUCCAAUGAGACCAAGCACAUAGAAGCAGAUGACUACCACAAGAUGAUGUCCGAACCGAACACCGUCAUCAUCGAUGUAAGAAAUAGAUAUGAGACGGAGAUCGGGCACUUUCAACCCCCACCUGGCGGCGCAGAGUUCGUGGAUCCGAAGGUGCGCAACAGCCACGAACUCCCGAAAUGGCUCGGGCUGCCAGAGACACAGGACAUGCUCAAGGGCAAGAAGGUGAUGAUGUAUUGCACCGGAGGAAUCCGCUGUGAGCGCUUCUCCGCGCUGAUGUCCCAAUUGAAGCAGGACAACCCUGAGUUCGAAACAGACGGGGAGUUCAUGCUGCGAGGUGGGAUCGAGCGGUACGUGCGAACCUUCCCCGAAGGCGGCUACUGGAAGGGCAAGAACUUCCUCUUCGACAAGCGCCAGGAGCAGAUUCCGGAGAAAAAGCCUUCGGAGGAGACCGAGAAGGAGGUUGAGAGCCGCUGCUGCGUUUGCAAACGCAUCUGGGGGCUUUACCGCGGGCAGUUCAAAUGCUCCGUGCAGGACUGUCAAGUGCCCGUCAUUGUGUGCCCAGAUUGCCGCUCAGAGAUUGAGACCGGGCAGAAAGUCCCAGAGCUGCAGUGCCCGCUCUGCGAGGAGGGCUUCAGGCUGCGGGACCUCCACACGCCCGCCCUGAAGCCAGCCGAGAAGCGGAAGGCAGCUUCCGCUCCGGCGGGUGUUGCAGAGCGCGCGGUCAAGCGCAGAGCCAAGCAUCAGGGCAAAGCGCCUUCUCAACGACUCUUCGUGGGAAGCAUGCCUCUGGCAGUCGAUGCAACUAUGGUGCGUGAUGCACUCGGGAAAGGUGUAGAAAUCGUCCAGUGGAUCCAUGACAAGACCACCGGUUUCUGGUAUGGGUCCAGCUUUGUGAAGAUGGCCACUUUAAGAGACGCUGAAAGGGUGGUUGAGGCUGCAGGCAGCCUACGAAUAGGCAAGCGAAAGCUGCGCAUCAAUUUCGCACCGGUGCCAGAUGGGGAGUCUUGGCCUUCCCCUGGUUUUGCGGAGGUGGAGCGUCAAUUUGCUUAUGAGCUGAUAGGACUUGAAAAGAAGUUGGCCAGAGAGCUGGUAGAGCGCUAUUUGAAAACGUUUCACCCUGGUGGUCCAUGUGGUCCCUUGGGAGCUUCCUCAGUAAUGCGCGGCAUCAAGAUCGUGCUGCUGAGGCUGUUAGUGUGCUACCUGGCAGCCAGUCAAGGUGAUGAUGAUCAGUUCCUGACACCGAGGGAGAUCUUCUUCGCUUUGCCCCCUGCCAUCCUUGUGCGGACGUUGGUUUCGAACCUGGAUGCCUCACGAUGGAGCAUCUACGAGCGAUUCUCGCUGGAGGUUAUCGGUGAACGCUUGAAGAGCGGCUUGGCUGGUGGUCGUCCACUCAUCGUCGAGGGUGAGGUGUGCGAUUCGUCGAUGACGCUGACCGGAGCACUAGACGGUUUGGCGCUUCCCGGGUCUGCGGCUCACUACAGGAGGCUUCUGACUUCUGGGGUACCAGUUGGAAGCGUGCUGGAUCACAAGGCUGAGGCACCCUGGUGUUUCGCAGAGCUCGGCUUUCAUGAGCUCACCUUCUGCCCCACAGACGUCCGGAAGGAGACGCGGUUUCGAGUUUUCUGCAACGAGCUGGGGAAAAACUGCAAAAUUUCAGACAAUUGGGGAGGGCCUUCGAGGCAGCAGAUUGAGCAGGCCAAGGCUGAGACUGCCAUCCAUGAAGAGAGAUGCGAAUUUCCUGUGAGGAGAUCAACGCCAAGCAGAUCGUCCACCCCAGAGCGGGCAGUUAGGCGAUCUCCAUCCGUCGCCUCAGAAGGGGCCGUGGCGGAGGAGCAGGGCAGCACAUGGCACGGGGCACCAACGCGCACGGAGAGCGUUGAGAUCGAGCGCUACGCGCUCUUUGGCCCUGCAGAGGUCCUUGGCGAGCGCUCGUCGGACCUGCGGCGCAUAGAUCCGUCAGUUGUUGGGAUGUCUUUUGACGAAGUGUUCAGCUCCAUGGAAAGUCCUUGGCACUUGGACAGGCGUGACAUCAAUCAGUCCCACAGCUGCGAUUGGCCCCCAGCCGAGCCUGAUUAUUGGUGCUCGAGCGAUGCCGGCAAGAUCUGCUUCAUCCCGGUGCCCGAAGGGCUGCAAUGCAGACCUGGCCAGUACCACAAAGCUGUCGGGGAAGGCUGGCAACAUUUCAGCCAUAUCUCCAGAGCACCUGGCAAUGUCGGUGGCUUCCACAGCUGCUGCAUCGACACCGCCCAACCCGGAUCUUCUUGGACGCUGGUCGCCAGAUUGGCGGACUUCGGUUUGGUUCUGGGGCGCGAUGCAGGUGUGCGCGUGGAGUUCGCAGCGCUGGUCCGCGACGGAGCGGAGAGCCUGGUAGCUUCUGUUGGGGCGCACGACGAGUGUCGGUCCUUGUUUCUGGUUGACAAAGUCCAGCUUGACACAGGGAAACUGCUGCUCGCGGACCCCGCAGAUGCUGCGGACUUCGACGACGGGCGGACAAACUCAGCAGUGCCAGCCUCGUCUGAUGCUCAAGACUCGCUAGGCAGUGAGCCUUACGAUGGUCUUGAUGGGCCAGCAGUUCCAAGCGGUUUAGGAGCGGGCUAUUAUCCAGUGAUUCUGUCGCAAGACUCCCUGCAACGAAUCUGUCGCGUGACUGUGGUUUUCCAUCCCAGCCGACUGCCCAAAGUGUCCCGGAACUUCCCUCCCCGGGCCAGAUCGCCAGCGAGGGCGCAGGAGAAGCCGGCAGCAAAGGAAAAGGCUGGGGAAAAGUCCAGCCCGUGUGUCUUCAGUGCCUGCUGGUGCCGGCCGGAAGGCCAGAGGCGGCCGGAUCAGACAGAGACGCCUGCCAUGCGAGUCUGCGAGCCUGCUGUAGGCGGGCCUCUUCAUGUGGUCGGCCCGCUCGAACUUGUUGGCAAGGAUGAGAGCCCGCCUGAGCAGGAUCCGGAAUCUCCUCGAGCACCUUAUGUACUUGAUCGAUUUCUCUUGAAUGUGCUGGGCUACUCCCUUGAGGUCGACUACGAUCGCAUUCGUGUGGUGGAUGAAGACGUAAUGUGCGGCGGUCCGGGCUCCUCGGUGUCGAGUCAGGCCUUCCUGGGCCCAGGUGUGGGCACGACCGCGGCGUCUGUCAAGCCGGGGAUCCAGGUGAUUGCAUCCUUGGGGCAACCAAGCACCGUGGGCCAGCUCGAGGUCCAGGAUGCACAAGGCUAUCAUCCUGAACUCAGGGCGCCCUUGGAAGAAGGGGUGGACCCCACUGGUGAGAAUGCUUCAUUGAUCUGGUCGGAUCUGGCGACCACGACUGCGGGCACGUACCGGGUCUGCUGGUGUUCUGCUCUGAGGACAAACAAUGCAGGGGAGAAUCCGGUUGACCUGACCGACUUGUUUCCCUACCCUCCUGAAGAGGUUAACCUGACGAAUGCGACCAAUGACUCGAAUUUCACCGGAUGGGAUUACGAAUUCUCUUGGGAGGACUAUGGCGUGGUGUUUCAGCGGCAGCUGGCGGCAGCACAGCCUGGGCAGUCGUCCAGCACGACCUUCCGAAAGGAGCCCGAGCAAGCCGCAGAAAGCGAACGCUUGUCAGAGGAGACGGCAGAGUCACGGGCACACGAUGGCUCCAUCGAUUGUGCGCUUGAAACACACUCCGGUAGUUACAAGUCCAGUUGGCAGCGAUGGCAGUGCAUGCCGAAGUUCUUGGAGCAGCAGAGGCAGCAGCUGCUCGAGAAGCCGCAAGAGAGGACCCCGACCAGCAAGCCUCCAUCCAAAGAAGCGCUGGAGUUCUUCGAAUCCCUCUUGGCCGGCACCGAGCCGAUGCAGAGCGCGGCGAGCACUGGAGUGGCGCAGGUGCAGAGCGCCGCACGGCGCCUGCAGCGCCAAGCCGAAGCCGCUCGUCGCCGGCGCCGGCAGGACCCCGGCCCGGAGCGCGCAAACGAAGGGCCCGAAGCCGCCGAAGCCCAACAUGGCCCUGUGCCACCUGAGCCUGUCCCUGGCUCGGGCCCAGAAGUCGGCAAGGAGAACAGAUCCGAUAGCCGCAGGGCCGGGGUCUCCCACGAGGCCUUCGAGCACCGGGAGUUUCUGCGGCGUUUGGAACACCAGCGAAAGCUUCAAGAGCUCCAGGCAGAAGCGGAGCGCGAACGCCGAGAGCUCCAAGCUCAGAUCGAGCAAGAGCAGGCUGAGAUCGAAGCGCGACGGAAUGCCCAGGAGGAGUGGAAAGAGGACCUCGCACGCAAGACUCAGAAAAAGAAAGAGGAGGCCGAGCGCGAUGCUUGGUCGAGAACGGCAAGGGACACCGACAACUACUGGAGAACUCGGUGGUUUCGUUACAUCCCCAAGCCUGAGAAGGGUAAGGCCGAGAACGGGCGAAAGUGGAGCCCGCGUCCACCGCGAGCUGGCGCUGGUGAGCGAGAGGGUCCUGGGAAUGCAAGGCCGACAGCUUUUGCAGGAGCUGCUGGAACACAGAGACGAGCCUCUCGAGUCACGCAAGCGCGAGCCCUUUGUCUGCAAUGGCACCCGGACAAGAGCGAGGACAAGGAGACGGCCACGCGAGUCUUUCAGCAGCUGUCGGCUGGAGUGGACUCGGCAGGCGGCAACCUAACCAACGAGACCAACAUGACCGAAAGUGACGGCGAUGAUAUGGAUGACAACGACAGCAACUACAGCAAUGAAAGCAUGCUGCCCAUGGACGGCCCCGACAAUCAGAUGCCGAUGACGAUGAUGGAAGACAUGCCGGAGAAUGUUUCAGCACCUCUCUGCAGUUCCGAUGCGAUGUUCAACCUCGACCUGGGCAACUUCUCCAUCGCCGGACCCACGGCUUUGGAGGUCAUUGGAGGCGAGGGCUUUGAUCGGCGAAAAGUUCAGGUCGGGACGAACUUCUCCUUGAAAGUGCUCGGCUUUGGCCUCGGCGACGGCAACUCGCAGAGGCUUCGCUUGGUGCUGGCACCCCUCAAGUGUGGUCAAGAGGGGACCUUCAAUGGCACGGAGCAUUUGCUGGGCCAGCUUGCCGAGGACCCGGAUGCACCUGGCACCGGUGAAGACCCCAACUUCGCCCAGACGUGGGGUCCUCUGAUUCUCUCGCGGAGUGGUCAGUACUAUGUCUGCCUUUGCUCGGGCAGAGGAAGGACAUGUUCCAGCGACAUCGACUUUCAGGUGGAGAUCGGCAGUGUUUUUGCUUUCUGGCCCGACCUGCGCUUGGAAAGAUCUGGGGGCUUCGAGCUGAGAGUUGUGCCGCAUGUGGUCUUCUCGCUGGAUUUGAUCGGGCCCCAGCUCUCGGAGGACGACCGCGUGCGCAUUGUGGACUACGACUUGGAAUGUGGGCACCCCGGGUCGGAACACCACACGGAUGCGCUAGGCAAUGGGCUUACUCUGUUUUGUGGGCUGCUGGUAGCCCUUCAACCGCAGAGCAGUGUCUGCAUGCCACUGUCCGUGCGCUUGAAGGCUGCCUUUUCAAGUGGGGCGCGGCGGCAAGCGCUCAACCUGGCGAAGCGAAUCCGAUCCAGACCAUGGGGAGGUUUGGACUUCUGGGGUCCGGGACAGCAGGCAAACUUGGUUUCAAACAGAAGCUUUGGCGCUGGUGGCGCGAGCCACGAGACGAUCUUUCUCCACAACCACAUCGACAUCGCUGCACCAGAGCUGCGACGUCGGCUGCUCGAGCUGGCCAUGGCCGCGGAUGCUGCAGCGGGAUGGAACCUCAGCCGCGGUCAGCCUCUGAGGGCCAGGUGUCUGGAGCUUCUGACGUAUCGAGGAGCAUGGAGAUCUGAACCGGUGGCGUGGCAUGGAGAUGGGGCCACACUACUGACUUUGCUGGUCGUUCUCAGCAACAGGCGUUCGUACGAGGGUGGCGCUGUUGAGCUGAGAGACUAUGGCAACGGCCCUCACGGCCCGCCGGAACCCUCGCAACUUACCGCGUUGGAUAGGACGCAAGUGCUGGAGGUCAUGGCCGACGCACGGCAGCGGCCGCCGCGAUCCGCCUCCGCGCCGAGAAAAACAGCAGAAGUAGUAGGAGUGAGGCUGGAGCAUCACGUCGACUUGGAGGCAGGCGAUGCGAUUGCCUGGCGCGGGUGGACUCUGCACCGUGCCACGCCGGUGGUGGCUGGCAACAGGCAGGUCUUGGCCUCUGAAUGGUGGCUGGGGGAAGAUGCGGCCGAUUCCGGGAUCGCACGAGCCCCCGACUCGGUGGUUGAGUUCCGUCAGGCUCUGCAGCGCGACCCUCGUGCCUCACAGCUCCACCGCUGGCUGGGCGGCGCUUUCUGCGAGAAGCAACCUUGCCAUGAUGUCCACACGACUUCUUCGGCUUUGAGCGCUUACCAGACCGCGCUAUCCCUAGCUCCAGAAGACCCUAUGGCCCUCCAUGCCCUGCAAGCUUUCCUGCAGUCAGGCACAACGUGA